This is a messenger RNA of Entrophospora candida, 1514 nucleotides long. NCBI's taxonomy places the organism in Eukaryota, Fungi, Glomeromycota, Glomeromycetes, Entrophosporales, Entrophosporaceae. The record is from the annotation of a GenBank genome assembly.
UAAAUGCUCAAACUGCAAAACUUGGACAAUGGGAUUUUGUAGGUGAUUCUGGAAUAUCAACUAUGCAUGGAAUACUUUCACCAAAUACCAACAAGGUCCUCUUCAUCGAACGUGCACAGCAAAUCACCAAGGUGACUAUUGAUAAUAAACCCUCUUUCACUGUAGAAUAUGAUCUUGACACAAAUCAAUAUAGAGCAUUGACCACAAUAUCAAACACAUUUUGUUCGGCUGGAUCAUAUCUGCCAAACGGGACUGUUAUGAAUGUGGGAGGUGCAGAAGCAGGGAAAACCGCAGUUCAAGGAUUCAACAGUAUUCGAUUAUUUGAUCCAUGCGAUGAUGGAACAUGUGACUGGAAGGAAUAUGGUUAUAAACUUGCUAAAAAUCGAUGGUACCCUUCAGUUGAACAGUUGGCCGAUGGUUCAUUAUUUAUAUUGGGAGGAGCAAAUGUAGGCACUGGGUUGAAUGAUGAAAGAAAAAACGUGCCAAGCUAUGAGUUUUACCCACCAAAAGGCGACCCAGUCGACUUUCCUUUCCUGGUAGAGACAUUACCAUACAAUCUAUACCCCACUGUACAUCUUCUUCCCAACAAAAAUCUUUUCAUAAUGGCAAAUAAAGCUUCCAUCAUACUUGAUACAACCACCUGGAAAACUGCUAAACUUCCUGAUAUUCCUGGUCCACCAAGACAUUAUCCAUUAACUGCCGGCACAACACUACUACCAUUAAGUCCUGACAAUAACUAUGAUCCAGAAGUACUUGUUUGUGGAGGUUCUAAUGAAAAUCCAAAAGUAAUAAAUGACGGCUAUGGUGAAAAAUCAUGUGGACGUAUUUCUCCUUUAUCUGCUAAUCCUAAAUGGGAUAUGGAAGAUAUGGAAUAUGGACGUAUAAUGCCGGACAUUGUACUUAUGGCUGAUGGGAAUACGUUGAUUCUUAAUGGAUGUUCAAGAGGAAAAGCCGGAUUUGAUAUAGGAAAGGAUCCAAUUCUCGUACCUGUUAUUUAUAAACCAAAUGGCGUUAAAGGAUCUCGCAUGACAACAAUGCAACCCUCGUAUAUUCCUAGAAUGUAUCAUUCCAUUGCAUUCACGAUCCCAUCAUCUCAAGUUCUUGUUUCCGGCUCUAAUCCUAACGGUAGAGUCACUGAGACUUCAGCAUUCCCAACAGAAUAUCGUGUUGAAAUAUUUUCCCCGCCGUUCCUAUUCACUGGUUUACCACAACCAGAAAUCACGAAUGCACCUAAAACUUUAAAAUACGGUCAAAAUUUUCAAAUCGAUGUCACAAUAUAUAAAGGUGACAACAAACCUAAAAUCACAUCUAAUCUUCUUAAUUCUGGAUUUGUUACUCACUCGACGCAUAUGAGUCAACGACAAAUUUUCAUGGAAGUUGUUGAAUACAACGAGGAUACUGGAAAGCUUACUCUAAAAGCACCACCAGAUAGUGGUGUAGCACCACCUGGACCUUACUUAUUAUUUGUUGUAAGUGAUGGUGUUCCAUCGGUAGGUGUUUGGGUUAGAGUAUAA